Oenanthe melanoleuca is the source of this 1363-nucleotide messenger RNA. RefSeq names its product COP9 signalosome subunit 7A (gene COPS7A). Bases 39 to 866 code for a protein of 275 amino acids. Lineage: Eukaryota; Metazoa; Chordata; Aves; Passeriformes; Muscicapidae. Gene Ontology annotation, cellular component: COP9 signalosome. Gene Ontology annotation, biological process: COP9 signalosome assembly. The record is from RefSeq and is a predicted model, not a curated record. The transcript has 8 exons.
CGGGGGGCGAGCGAGCGGCCGGGCCGGGCCCGCCCGCCAUGGCGGCCGAGGGGAAGCUGACGGGGCAGAGCCAGGAGCAGUUCCUGCUGCUGGCCAAGGCGGCCCGCGGCGCCGCGCUCGCCAGCCUGAUCCACCAGGUGCUGGAGGCCCCGGGCAUCUACGUGUUCGGGGAGCUGCUGGACAUGCCCGCCGUCCGCGAGCUGGCCGACGGCGAGUUCUCCCCCGUGUUCCGCCUCCUCACCAUCUUCGCCUACGGCACCUACGCGGACUACCUGGCUGAAGCAGCAAACCUCCCUCCCUUGACAGAGGCCCAGAAGAACAAACUGAGGCACCUGUCAGUCGUCACUCUGGCCGCCAAGAUCAAGUGCAUCCCCUACUCGGUGCUGCUGGAGCAGUUACAGCUGAAGAAUGUCCGGCAGCUGGAAGACCUGGUGAUUGAGGCUGUGUAUGCAGAUGUGCUGCGAGGGAGCUUGGAUCAACGGAACCAGCGCCUGGAGGUGGAUUACAGCAUUGGGAGGGACAUCCGGAGGGAGGAGCUUAGCACCAUCACCCGCACAUUGCAGGAGUGGUGCCAGGGCUGUGAGGUUGUCCUGUCGGGCAUCGAGGAGCAGGUGAGCCGGGCCAACCAGCACAAAGAGCAACAGCUGGCCCUGAAGCAGCAGAUUGAGAGCGAGGUGGCAAACCUGAAGAAAACCAUUAAGGUGACAACAGCAGCUGCUGCAGCAGCCACAUCCCAAGACCCAGAGCAGCACCUCACGGAGCUCAGGGAGCCGGCCCCUGGCACCAACCAGCGCCAGGCGAGCAAGAAAACCUCCAAAGCCAAAGGGCUCCGGAGCAGCGCGAAGAUUUGGUCUAAAUCGAACUAGUUGGAUCUCCCUUCACAGCUGGGAGGGUCAAUUUCAGGAGCCAUAAAGGUGUGACAGUCACCUUGGCACCCCCAGGGCAUCACAAAAGCUUGGAAAGAGGGUGCUGGUGCUCAGCAGUUGUUUUUGCUCUAUGAGACCCCUGGGAUACUUUGCUCCAGGACACCGUCUUUGAUUGUUUAAUCUUUGUUUUGCUAGGUGGGAGGGUAGUUUUUGAAGGGAUUCUUUUAAAAAAUAUAUAAAUAUAUUAUAAAUAUAUAUAAAAUAAUAAAAAUAUAGAUCUAUGGACAUAUCUGUACAAACCUGUGCUCCUGUGGAUAGUAGUGUCUCUUUGCCUCAUACACUGAUUCUGGAGGUUCCAAAAUAAGCUGUGAUAUUAAGAGCCUUUGUCCCAUUUUGGAGUGGAAUAUCCUCAAAAUACUAGGUCCUCUUUUUAAAGGUAGUGCCACAGUAUCUCUAUUGGGAUAAGAGUCCAUAAAACAAAUUAAUUAUAAAUCUUA